GUACAAUGGGGCAAAUAAAUACAACCCGCCAAACACCACUUUCAUUGUAGAUCGUCGCUCAGGAGUUUUGUUUGGGUCAUCAUUAAGUACGGGUCCAUUUUGCAGAGAUGUCGACCUCGGCCCUCGCUCCAUCCUCGAGCGCCGUGGAGAAAGCUCAGCAGCUCCAAAACCGGCUUUAUUUCAUCCUUGAAAAGCUUCAGACCCUUGCUCGAGACUUGCCAUCGAAAUAUCAACAAAGAAUUAACCUCGAUUUGCUCAGCGGAAUUGCAAAUUGUUUAUUACACGACACAAUAUUCGAAAUUGUCAAAGGUCUUAAAGAAAUUCAAGAUGUGACGGAAAAACAUUUGUUCCAGACGAGACUUCAGCUUUUGGAAACUCAUCGAGUUCAGCGACAGCAUCAAAAAGACAAGGAUGGAAAAAAUCCAACUUAUGAAAAGGAAAAACUGAAAUUGGUCGCUCGUCAGAAAUUGGAGGUGAAGCAGAACGACAUGAAAAUUGCAAUGCAGCUGGACCAGAAAGUCAGUGACCAGCAGGUGAUGCUCGAGAAAGCUGGCGUUCCUGGAUUCUUCGUCAGCAAUAAUGCUGCAGACAUUAGGCUUCAAAUGUACCUCUUAGAAUUUAUACUUAAAUUAAGUGUAAUGCCAUUACCUCAAGUUUCUUUGGAUGACAGCUAGUUGACGAAUAUAUGUACAUAAAUAGCAUGUUAUUGACUUGUUUUGAACAUAUCACAUAUCAAAAGUAUUAUUAACUGAUAUAGCUGUGAUAUGUAUAAUAAUAAUUGCCUAUAAUUAUGAUGUCAACAUUACGGUUCCAGCGUCUGCUAAAAGAAAAUAAGAGAUGAAGUUUUUAAGAUUAUGAGGCUGACUUAUCUUUAUAGUUUUAACAGCCAUAAUUUCCUUCAUUUUUUUGACCGGCUAGUUGUACAAAAUUGGACGAGUCAAGCAACAACUAUGAUUUCACGACACACAUUAAACCAUUGUUUGUUGUGACACCGGAUAUGUUUAAAAUAAUUUUACAUACUCGUUAGUAGAGAUAUCUUAUCUUUGUUUAUUAAUCUAAUGAUUAACUUUGUCUAGACCGUAAAUGUUUAAUGUGAGACUGCCGUAGUCAUUGCCAAGAAAUUCCAGUUUGUAACUUUCGUCCGGACUGGUUAUACCGACAGACUAGCAAUAAACAUUGAAAUUAAAAUUUAACAACACAUUUCCGCAUUUCUUUUACCAGAAUCUUCAAUUUAUUUAGUCAAAAUGGAAAUCAAUGUAGACCCGCAUUACUUUCACCUUAUCGAAAGUGGUGCUAAAACCGUGGAAGGAAGAUGUGGCACUGAACGAUACAAAAAUCUGCAACCUAACGAUUUUAUCAUGUUCGUCACCGACGAUGAUAACACACGCCUCCCCGCAAAAGUGUCCCUUAUCGUGAAGUACCCCUCAUUCAAGGACAUGCUCACCAACGAAGGGAUUGAAAACUGUCUUCCUGGAGUAUCCGAUCUUGACGAAGGUGUCAAAAUCUAUAGGUCGUUCCCUGGCUAUGCCGAAAAAGAAGCGGCCUUUGGCGUUAUCGCGAUCCGAUUCAAACUUAUUUAAGCAAAAAAGCAGUAAGAGUUUCAUUCCGAGUAAAUCAUUUCAAAUCUAAAUGUUCUAAUAAAUUUAACUUUUCCAAUUUAUAACAAA
Molecule: messenger RNA, 1667 nt
Organism: Folsomia candida
Lineage: Eukaryota; Metazoa; Arthropoda; Collembola; Entomobryomorpha; Isotomidae
Gene: gdl
Product: gonadal protein gdl
Exons: 5
Coding region: 108-674 (188 amino acids)
Source: RefSeq, a predicted model, not a curated record